Molecule: messenger RNA, 1606 nt
Organism: Scophthalmus maximus (turbot)
Lineage: Eukaryota; Metazoa; Chordata; Actinopteri; Pleuronectiformes; Scophthalmidae
Gene: c6h1orf50
Product: chromosome 6 C1orf50 homolog
Exons: 5
Coding region: 349-885 (178 amino acids)
Source: RefSeq, a predicted model, not a curated record
UAAUACUACGACUCAAUUCUCGUAAUAUUUUGACAUAUUCUCAUUAAUGUACGACUAUAUUCUCAAAGUCUCCAUUUUUUUCUCUCUUCACUUGCAUUUUUUUCUGACACCAUUUUUCUUGUCAGUCACAGAUGUAGGCCGUAGAUGCUCAGUUGGGGGAAAUGUAAGUCUGGCUCGUUUUAAGUCGGCGGUUUAAUGACGCCAAGCUGUUUUUGUUUAACGUGGCACUAGCCCGACUUAAGUUUGUUAUUUAAAUUAUUGUUUUUUUUCUUUCCCAACAGUGACCAAUCUCGUCUUGUUUAAAUGUUCUGUGGCGAGGCUGCGGUGUCGUAGCCGUGCCUGAAAACAAUGACAAAAAGUUAUCUGACUCUGGUUGAGAGCAGCAGCGCCCCCGGCGGCCUGGAGCUGGUCAGCACCUACCAGACUAACAGGGUGGGAGACCCCAUGGACCUGGUGGCCCUGGCAUCACAAGUACAGAAGGGAGAUGAUUUCAUCAAGGCCAACGCUUGCAACAGACUGACAGUCAUCGCCGACCAGAUCAGAUACCUACAGGAACAGGCGAGGAAGGUUCUGGAAGAGGCUAAAAGAGAUGCUGACCUCCACCACGCUGCCUGCAACAUAGUGAAGAAACCAGGCACCAUGUACUACCUUUACCAGCGGCCAUCCGGACAGAAGUACUUCUCCAUCAUCUCCCCCAAGGAAUGGGGACCGAGCUGCCCCCACCCAUUCGUCGGGGCGUUCAAACUCCAACACGACAUGUCCUGGACCCCCGUGGACGAGGUGGAGAAGAGGGACGCGGAGAUUGCCAUCAUGGACAAACUUCUCUGCCAGAAGACCGCCAUACCGCCUUACACGGGACCCAACUUCAAGGGCCUCUCCGAUUAAAGGACUGAAUUAAGUACUGGGAUUGUAUCAAGGACACAUGCUGAAGAAUAAUUGUGCUCUUAAUGGACAUGGAUUUUUGAAACUGGGGAAAAUCCAGACAUGGAUUAGAAUCACUGCUAUCUUAAGUUUUACAUAUUGUAUGAGUGACGUUCAUAAACUGCCUUAAGUGUGUGGUGUAAUGCAUCACUACAUGUUUGUUUGUAUAGUGUAGGAUGCUUUUCUUAAACUCAAGUAUCAUGUUGGGCUACUAAUGCUGCGUUCACACCUGACAUGAUGGGUCGCUUUGGUGCUUAUUUGCGUCAUUCGCGCGAAUAUUUGGAUUUACAGGACUUCUGACAGAGGGAGGAUCUCAACGCUCAUUGGCUAUCACGUCACGCGUAUGUCACUCGAGCGAAUGAAGUGACUCAGCGGGCGACGCAAAUUCGCGUCUUGUCGCGCCUUUGCAUUGACUUUGUAUGUAAUCUUGUCUUGCAAAAACUUUCUGUCGCGUCCGGUGUGAACACACCAUAAGCCAGAGCGGUGCUCAGCCCUUUUGCAUGAAGGUUUUCAAAACUCCUCCAACACAGAUCAGUGGGCCGCCCUUUGGAGUUUUUAUUUUGACUAUGUUCUGGUUGCAUUCAGUGCUCCUCAGCAAAAAUUAGCCAGAUAAAGUGUGUUUAUUAUUAACAAUUACAUUUGUUAACAAAUGAGCAUGUAAAUGUGAUUAAAUCAUACAUCUCUA